GUCUAGAAGACGACUUCCAAACGUUUUAUGAGUAUGAUUAGUCAUGGCCGAAGCUGACAACAGUGAGCAAAAUUUGCCCGAAACUUUCAAAGAAAUAUGGGACUUGUAUGACAUCCUGGAGAAAAUAGAUGAGCCAACCGGAUCAGAUAAAGUUCAGGGAUAUGUGUAUAAGGCGUGUGAGCUGUGUAAGAAGGCUAUAUCCAUGGUGAAUAAUCUACGACUGUUCAGUGAAAAUGAAGAAAUUGAAGAGGUUGCCACUGGAGAAAUCAGAUAUAUGCUUUUACCGGCUAUGCUUGGUUACUUUCUGAUGAAAAACACAGUCAGGGAAAGGCUUAAAGUUGUUCAAGAGAGCAAGGAGUUUUACACAGACUAUAUGCGGAUGUGUCACAACUACACUGUCACAAAUUACGAGGUAGCCGAGCCUAAGGAAGAGAAGCCAUCAGACACACAUGGUGACAUACCCAGACCAGCCCCACCUCGUAUGCCAGGGCCAGCAGAUCUCAGAAUUAUGGGAAACAUUCGAGCAACCAAGGUACAGAGAUUUCGUGAACAGAAAGAGCUGGAGAAGCGACUAUCAGAACUGCGGGUAACAGUGGAACAAGACCAUGUUGAUGAUGAAGUCAGAAGAGAUUACUACCUCACCUGGCUGAAGAAAUGGGUAAACGUCUGUAUAGAUGAAUUGGUUUGUAUUGAAGAUGAGAUACCCAUUCUGGAGAUGAUGGCCAAGAGGAAAGGUAAAGGUAUAGAUGCCCCUGCCAAACGACCGCCCAUGGAACACAAGUCACAGCCACUGCGUCCCUUUAUCAUUACCAAGGAUGCUCUACAGAAGCAGGUGUACGGUCUGGGCUAUCCCGGCCUCCCAACCAUGACCAUUGAAGAGUUCUUCGAUAAAAAGGUGGAAGAGGGAACACUCUCAGAGAAUGUACAAGGGCAAGGCCACAGUAUGCAGCAAUGGGCUGAUGAUCCGGACAGGGAUCGCAUUGAACGUGAAUGUGAGGAAGCAGAAAAAGAGAAGAAAGCAGAGGAAGAUGACCCUGAUGAACUGAAGAAGGCUCGUGAUAAGGACGAGUACAAGGAUGAACACAGACGUGGAUGGGGAAACAGGAAAAACAGACACUGAGAAUAAGCUGAACAAACCAUUUUACUCUAGAUGAUGAGUGAUGAUUAAUGCUCUUGUUCUGUUGCUGUUUGACCUGUUAUUAUUAUUUGUGACAGAUUAAAGAAGGCUAUUCAAGUAUUCUACAGAUAAA
This is a messenger RNA of Mya arenaria, 1250 nucleotides long. RefSeq names its product immunoglobulin-binding protein 1-like. Lineage: Eukaryota; Metazoa; Mollusca; Bivalvia; Myida; Myidae. The record is from RefSeq and is a predicted model, not a curated record. Gene Ontology annotation, cellular component: cytosol. The transcript has 10 exons. Gene Ontology annotation, biological process: regulation of signal transduction; regulation of dephosphorylation. Gene Ontology annotation, molecular function: protein phosphatase 2A binding. Bases 44 to 1120 code for a protein of 358 amino acids.